Molecule: messenger RNA, 2125 nt
Organism: Heterotrigona itama
Lineage: Eukaryota; Metazoa; Arthropoda; Insecta; Hymenoptera; Apidae
Source: the annotation of a GenBank genome assembly
AUGUCCGAAAUUGCUAACCAACAUGAGAUCAAUCAGAGUUAUUGGUUCAAAUGGAAUGAUUAUCAGAAUCAUCUUUCCGAUGUAGUUAGACAACUUUUAGAAGAAAAUUGUAUGGUGGACGUUACCCUGGCUGCGGCUGGGGAACGCAUUCAUGCUCAUCGCAUAGUUCUUUGUGCUUGUAGCACUUUGUUUCGAGAAAUAUUAAGCCAAGUAAAUGAAGAUCAUUCAACAAUAAUAUUAAGCGAUAUAUCUGUCCAAGAUAUAAGGUCUAUUAUAGAAUUUAUUUACCAUGGAGAAGUGAGAGUUCCAGUUGAAAAUAUUAGUAGUUUAUUGGAUGCUGCACGUUCAUUAAAGAUUUGCGGCCUUAACGAAAUUGAUGGGCUUGAAGAAACUUACUCUGUUGUGAACAAUAGGAAUUUUAAUGAUAAUAACGAAGAUUCAAUGACUGUAAUUGGCAAGACUGAAGAAAAUGUUAUUGAUACAUUGCAACAUAAUUAUGAAGACUUAGAGAAUCAACAAAAAGAUGAGGUCAUUGACAAUUCUAUGUUGAAUAAAAAAAAGAAACGUAGACGUGAUACAACAAAAAGAGAUUACAGUGAUGAUAUGCUAGCAUCAGCUAUUAAUGACUUGAAAGCAGGUCAAACAUUAAUAGAAGCUUCUACUAAACAUAAUAUACCACGUUCGACUUUGUACAUGCGUGCUAAAGCAUUAGGUAUACAUUUAAACGCAUCAAGAAACGAAUAUCCUGCAGAAUGUAUGAAAGCUGCUAUAAAUGCUGUAAUCGGUGGAUCAAGCCUGCAGCAUGCGUCGGAAACGUUUAGUAUACCAAAGACUGUAUUAUGGAGAAGGAUUCAGAAAGAAGGAUAUCAAAUAUUACGUUCGGAAAUGAAAAGGUCUUAUGGAUCAGAUAAACGGGAAGCUGCAGUUAAGGCUUUAGAAAGAGGAGAAAAUUUAACAAAAGUUGCACUUGAAUUUAAAAUUCCAAAAACUACUUUAUUUAGAGAUAAAGCACGAUUGGUAGAUGAAGGAAAACUGCCAUUGUCAUUUUGGAAGAAACGUAAGACAGAAAAUGAAGAAUUAAAAAAGUCUCGUUUAGAAGAAGCUGUUGCUGCUUGUAAAGGAGGAAAAAUGUCGCAAGCAGUAGCAUCAAUGACAUAUCAUAUUCCAAAAACAACAAUAUGGAGACGUCUCCAACAAGAUGGUAAAAAGUCAGAGCACUCAUUAAACUUGAGGAAGCAAAGAAUAGCAGAUUCUAAACAUAAUAUAGAAAUGAAGGUAGAAGAAGGAUCUGAUUUUACAUAUUGCGAGGUUUCAUCAGAAAUUCCUAUAACUUAUAUAGAUGAAAAUAGUAUACCUGGAGAUUCUGUGAUAAUAUUAACAGCAGAAGAUAUGGAUGGACUGAAUCUAGAGGAAGGACGACAAAUUAUUGUUAACUCAGUAUGUUUAUUUUUAAAAUCAAAUUGUUAAAAAACAUUUCAUAUUGUGUAAAACAAUAUAUAAAAUUUAUAUUUUAUAGGAAUCAGGGCAAGAGUAUAUUCCUUGUGCUAUAAGUAUCGAAGAAAAUUCAAAUUAUUCACAAACAGAAAGUUAGCAUAUAAAUUAUUAUCAUUUGUCUAACACUCAUUAAUAUUUGUUUUUUUUAUAACAAUAUCUAUAUUGAUUUAGAAUUUAGUAAUGUAUAUACAUACGUGACAUAUGUAUAUACAGACAUAAUGUAUAUACACAAUAAGACGCUGCGUGCGUGCGCUAUAAACAUAAAAUCGUUUCAGAUUUACAUAAGACGAUUUAUCAUUAAUAACGUAUUUUUGUGUGCAAUGUUUUCAUAUAUUUAUUUAUGAAUAAAUUUUAUUAUUAUUCUUCGUUUUUAGAAAAAUGUGUAAGUAGUACUGACGUUAAAAAAUUACUGAAUCAGGAGCUGGUGAUUAAUAGAAAAUGUAAACCUAAUUAAUAGAAAAUGUAAACUUGAUACCUUACAUAAAUUGAUAAAAUACAUUUGAUUUGGCUGAAUGUUGCACUGAUUAAGCAUGUGCUUCAAUAAAAAUAAUAUUUCUUAGAAUAUUAAAAAUAUUUUUUACCUUGCUUCCCUAUAUUUUUAGUUAUAUUAUAGAUAAAAUUAAUACCCUAG